Mucor mucedo is the source of this 582-nucleotide messenger RNA. RefSeq lists its product as uncharacterized. The record is from RefSeq and is a predicted model, not a curated record. NCBI's taxonomy places the organism in Eukaryota, Fungi, Mucoromycota, Mucoromycetes, Mucorales, Mucoraceae. The transcript has a single exon. The coding region runs from base 1 to 582 and encodes 193 amino acids.
AUGGAAGAAAAGGUUGCUCUCACCAAUGAGGCAUCCGCCAUGGCAAGAGAUUUUGUUUGGUCUUUGGAGAAGCUGGACGGAUCGAUGCAGUAUCCUAAAGGUAAAUACGGUGAUUGCCUAGAGGUCCUUAACUUCAUCAUGGGUAAAUGCUCAGAGAGGUUCCAGGCAGCCAUCUCAAAUUUCCCUGGAUGCUCAACACUUAGAUCACACCUUUGUUCUGUUAAUGCUGAACAUAGUUUCGUUGAUCCUAACUCAGAAACUCAACCAGUAAUCGAAGUGGGACUUGAAAUGAGAACGGCAUUUUCUGCUGAACGUACGUUUGCUUCUCAUCAAAGUCUUGACAACGAGUUCAGCGCUGUGUUCAAAUAUGAACACAUUGUCAGAGAGAGAAAGCAUGCUUGUAGAUUCGAAGGGUGUACAGGCACAGUCACUUCCCAGAAUACUGUAAGCUUACAAGACUUCCCGUCCUUCUUAUUCUUGGGAAAUGCAAGAGGAGCUGGUAUUGCAUUGGAAACGACUUACUUUCCAAGUAUCCUGCAAAUAUCCGAAAAACUGAAUUACGAAAUUCAAGGUCGUGUGUAA